AUGGAUCAUGAAACUUAUUUUGAAAUGAAUAAGGAACCAGUUUUAUUAAAAGAUUGUGCACAAAAAGUACAGGAUUUUGUUAAAAUACAAUUAAAACUUAACAGCCGUGUCGUUUUAGUUACGUCUGGCGGUACAGCAGUGCCAUUAGAGACUCAAACAGUUCGAUUUUUGGAUAAUUUUUCAGCAGGGACUAGAGGAUCCGCUAGUGCUGAGUAUUUUAUUAAAUAUGGUUAUUCUGUUGUCUUUUUAUAUAGGCAACAUACUCUUCUUCCAUAUUCAAGAUGUUAUUUUCAUAAUAAAUAUGAUUUUUUGGAUUAUUUUGAAGAAACAGAUAAUUGUAAUGUGAUGGUUAAAGCCAAAUAUAGAGAAAAAAUGGUCCAUCAUUUAAGAUGUUAUCAGGAUGCUAAAUUAAAUAAUAAACUUCUUAUGAUUUCUUAUCUGACAAUUACAGAAUAUUUAUUUUAUUUACGUGAGAUUGCUAUUAUUUUUCGUCCACUUUCAAGAAAUGCACUUUUUUAUCUUGCGGCUGCUGUAUCCGAUUUUUUUAUUCCUCCUGAAAGAAUUUCUGAACAUAAAAUUCAUAGUGAAUCUAAUGAUAAACGGCUUGUAAUUGAAUUUGAUCCUGUUCCUAAAUUUUUAGCAAAACUUAUUGAAAAAUGGGCACCUCGAGCAAGUAUUGUGAGUUUUAAAUUAGAAACGGACGAAGAUAUUCUUAUUUCCAAUGCAAGAAUGUCUCUUCAGCGUUAUGGGCAUCGACUUGUUAUUGGUAAUAUAUUAACGAAACGUAAAUAUGAGGUUGUUUUUGUAACAGAAACUCAAGAAUCAUGGAUACGAUUGACUCAAGAGGAAAAAGACAAUGGAAUUGAAAUAGAAUCAAAAAUUGUCCCUCGUAUUAUACAACUACAUGACACUUGGAUUCAUUUAUAA
Molecule: messenger RNA, 927 nt
Organism: Pneumocystis murina B123
Lineage: Eukaryota; Fungi; Ascomycota; Pneumocystomycetes; Pneumocystales; Pneumocystaceae
Exons: 5
Coding region: 1-927 (308 amino acids)
Biological process (GO): coenzyme A biosynthetic process
Cellular component (GO): cytoplasm; nucleus
Molecular function (GO): phosphopantothenate--cysteine ligase activity
Source: RefSeq, a predicted model, not a curated record